AUGUCGUCCAACAGUCCCCUCCCCGCGUACGCCUCAUAUGAGCACAUGCUCGUCAGCUCGCCGGCGCCCUUUGUUGCCCACGUCGAGAUCAACCGCCCGCGCAAGCUCAACGCCUUUUCGCAGGCAGUGUGGCUCGAGUUUGGGCGCGUCUUUGAGCAGCUUAGCCACGAUGCUGAAGUGCGCGCCGUCGUCCUCAGCGGCGCAGGCGACCGCGCUUUCACCGCGGGCUUGGAUGUGCAGGCGGCUACUUCAGACGGCGUCCUCAACGGGGGAGAGCAGGAUGUUGCGAGAAAGGCAAAGGCCCUGAGGAGUCACAUUGAGGAGUUUCAGGCAUCUAUCAGUGCUAUGGAAAAGUGCGAGAAGCCUGUAAUCUGUGUCGUUCAUGGUAUAUCUAUUGGCCUCGCCAUCGACAUUGCCUGCUGCGCCGACAUCCGCAUCUGCGCUUCCAACACACGGUUCGCCGUCAAGGAGGUUGACAUCGGCCUGGCCGCAGAUAUCGGCACCCUGGCGAGGCUGCCCAAGCUCGUGGGCUCGACAUCGUGGGUCAAGGACGUGUGCCUCACGGCGCGGGACUUUUCAGCGCAGGAGGCUCUGUCGGUGGGCUUCGUGAGCCAGGUGCACGAGGGCAAGGAGGCGGCUGUGCAGGCCGGGGUGGCUCUGGCGGCGACGCUGGCGAGCAAGAGCCCGGUCGCGGUGCAGGGGACGAAGGAGUUGCUGAACUUCGGGCGCGAUCACAGCGUUGAUGAGAGUCUGCGGUACACAAAGGUGUGGAAUGCGGCGGCUGUGCAGAGCAAGGACUUUUCGCAGGCGCUGAUGAGUGGGCUGAAGAAGACGAAACCGAGAUUUGAGAAGCUGUAG
Fusarium keratoplasticum is the source of this 858-nucleotide messenger RNA. RefSeq lists its product as uncharacterized. The record is from RefSeq and is a predicted model, not a curated record. NCBI's taxonomy places the organism in Eukaryota, Fungi, Ascomycota, Sordariomycetes, Hypocreales, Nectriaceae. The transcript is spliced from 2 exons. Gene Ontology annotation, cellular component: mitochondrion. Gene Ontology annotation, molecular function: delta(3,5)-delta(2,4)-dienoyl-CoA isomerase activity. Bases 1 to 858 code for a protein of 285 amino acids.